Messenger RNA from Triticum turgidum subsp. durum (durum wheat), 1536 nucleotides. Lineage: Eukaryota; Viridiplantae; Streptophyta; Magnoliopsida; Poales; Poaceae. The record is from the annotation of a GenBank genome assembly.
AUGUUAGCGACCCAAGCAAUUUCCUGUGGUGUUCUGUCCCUGUGUUUCUUGAUCCUGUUCAAUGCAGAAAGAAGAUCCAGCUUCAUGAAGUGGCUCUGCAAUUUCCUCAAGGGGACGAAGCCCGUGGAGUCGAACCACCGGCGGCGGCCUCGGGUGACCGCGGGAGAAGAGAGCUCGCUCUGGCAACAAGAACCGGUCAGGCCAAAGAGGGAGGAUCCACCUAGACAUGACAAUGAAGAAUUGGACCGUCAGAUUGCACUCUCUCUCGCAGAGGAAGCCAAACGUACUAAAGAGCGAAACCAUAACAAGGGAGAGAACGAUGAAGACCUGGCCAAGGCAAUGCAGGACAGUCUGAACAUGAAUCCUUACAUGCCACACAAUCCCUAUGCCCCCUCCCAGGCCUUGCCUAGAGGGCAAAGGGUCUGUGGUGGCUGCAAGCAUGAGGUAGGACAUGGCCAUUACUUGAGCUGCAUGGGAAUGUACUGGCAUCCUCAAUGCUUCCGUUGCUCUUCUUGCACACACCCUAUCCGCGAGACCGAGUUCACCUUGCUAGGCGCAGAGCCAUACCACAAGUUGUGCUACAAGGAGCUACACCACCCGAAAUGUGAUGUCUGCCUUCAAUUUAUUGCGACGAACAGGACGGGCUUGAUAGAGUACAGAGCCCAUCCAUUCUGGGGCCAGAAGUAUUGCCCCUCACAUGAGCUUGACCGCACACCUCGUUGCUGUAGCUGUGAGAAAAUGGAGCCAAGGAACACAAAAUAUAUGUCGCUGGGAGACGGGCGCAGUUUGUGCAUGGAAUGCCUGGAUUCUGCGGUCAUGGACACGGGUGAAUGCCAGCCCCUGUACCACUCCAUCAGAGACUACUACGAAGGGAUGAACAUGAAACUCGACCAGCAGAUACCCAUGCUCCUGGUUGAGCGGCAAGCGCUCAACGAAGCAAUGGAAGGGGAGUGCAAAGGUCCUCACCACAUGCCUGAAACAAGAGGCCUAUGUCUGUCGGAAGAGCAGACUGUGAGCAGUAUACUUAGAAGGCCCAGGAUUGGUGGACAUAGGUUACUAGAUAUGAGAACCCAGCCACAAAAGCUGACUCGCAGAUGUGAGGUCACUGCAAUUCUUGUCUUGUAUGGACUCCCCAGGCUACUAACUGGCUCCAUCCUUGCCCAUGAAUUGAUGCACGGGUGGUUGCGCCUCAAAGGUUACCGAAACCUAAGCCCAGAGGUUGAGGAGGGUAUAUGCCAAGUCAUGUCUUACUUGUGGCUCGAGUCGGAGAUUCUUCCAGCUUCUACAAGACACGCUCAACCUUCAACCUCGUAUGCUUCAUCCUCGUCGUCUUCCUCAUAUCGACCACCAUCAUCCAAGAAGGGUGGCAUAUCUCACACCGAGAAGAAGCUUGGCGAGUUCUUCAUGCAUCAGAUUGCCAAUGACACCUCAACAGCAUAUGGUGACGGAUUCAGAACUGCCUAUAAAGCUGUCAACAAGUAUGGCCUUCGCCAGACACUGAACCAUAUACGUUUAACUGGAGGUUUUCCUGUGUAA